This is a messenger RNA of Rhagoletis zephyria (snowberry fruit fly), 1094 nucleotides long. RefSeq lists its product as uncharacterized. The record is from RefSeq and is a predicted model, not a curated record. Lineage: Eukaryota; Metazoa; Arthropoda; Insecta; Diptera; Tephritidae.
CAAUGUCCGAAUUCUAUUGGCAAAUAUACAAUAAUAGAAAAUUUCCGCUUUGUGAUUGGAUCACAAUCGGCUAGUAAAUACUACCUCAAGUGCGCCAAUUUUCGGCAAAAAUGUCGCGCCCGUGCAGUUCUUCUUAAGGAUACAAUGAGUUUGAGAUUACGGCACGAUAAUCAUAACCAUACAGCAGAUCAGCAAUGUUUUCCAUCUAAGAAAGGCACCAACCCACGGCACAUAAUUUAAGUGUAUACAUAUGUAUGUGAUUUCUGUACGUCUUCUAACUCAAAUCAAAUGCAAUAAAUUCAUAAUUUUCAUAAAAAUCUAUAAUUUUCCAGCUUCCCAUUAUUCGUGCAUUUAAUGUGGAUUUUUGUUUCUUUCUUUACUAAUGUGUUAUUUUUUAUAUUUCCAGCCGCAAAAGCACCUGUGCAGUACGUACGAUCACGUCGUGGCACUCAUUUAGUGCUACACGAAUACAACACUUACACCCCCAAUGAAAAGGUACGAGAUGGUCGCCACUCGCGAGACUGGAAGUGUUCCAUGUAUCAUAAAGCAAAAUGUCGCGCAAGACUUGUCACGCGACAUACUUCUAAGGGAGAUGUGAUCCAUAUAACCUCAGAUAACCACACACACAAACCAAUGUAUACAGCUGAAGACUUGAAACUGAUGCAGUCAUUGCAGACGCCAAUGAAUGAAGAAACUGAACCAUUAAUGGAGCGGCAUCGACCUGCACAAUCAUUGCAGUGUCUUCAUCCACUCCACCUACAACAAUUUCAACAGCUACAGCUACAAACACUUUAUCCGCAGUCUGCAGCUGAACCUAUUUUUCAGCCGCAAUUUAAUAAAUUCUUUCCUCGCCCGUUGUAAUAGAAUACUACAUAUAUGCUGCAAAUAGCACAGAUAAAUGGUACAAAAUAAAAAGCAAAUAGCACAGAUAAAUAGUACAAAAUAAAAAGCAGACAUAUUCUCAAAGUCACUCACUGUAGAUGUAAAUCAUGAAUUAAUCUUUUAAAAAAUAUAUACCUAUGAUGAUAUAUACCUAUAGUAUGCAAACACAUAAAGAAAAUUUAAUUAACCUAAACAAUUAACCUAUAGGCAAU